AUGAUAGGAUCUUGCGCCUUUACGUUUACUGUGGGUAUCUUAGUUGCUCACUUCAUAUAUCCAGCGUAUAACAGGCAGGACAAAACAGGUAAAAUCUAUAUUGCUGUGUUUUCCCCGCUGAUUACGGUUGUUUUGAAAGGUUCAUCACGCCUUUGUGUGCAGCGUUUAUGGAGAAUAAGUCAUCCCGGAAGGUCAUUUCUGUUGCUUGUGCCUCUCUAUUAUGGGUCGGCCGUCAUGUUAAGAGUUUUGCAAGUGGAUCUGAAUACUUUAAAAUCCGUGGCUUUGAUCGGAAUAAUCCAUGGUAUUGCAGAGGUUAUAGAAAGAAGCGUCAUUGUAUUAAUUGACUACAUUUACCAUCAGAUUUAUGAAAGACAAUGCAGUUCUUGGAGAAGUUUUCGCACUCCUCGACGUGAGAGACUGGCGACAGAUGUCGCCAUAUUGAGUAUGCUGUGUGAGGCGAGCGCUGUUAUCUCCGUGAACGGCUUUCUUCACUUGCAUGAAUAUUUUUAUACGGACGGCAAAACAGCACUGGAAUUACUUCAGUCGUUUGCGAUCACUAGAGCAGUUCCACUGGUUAUAGAGUGGUUCUUCACGUGUUUAAGUAUAGCUAUCGAGACUCGGUAUCAGAACAGGCCUAUUAUGGCAGUUUGGCGAAGGCAAUGGAAAAGGCACUUACUUGUUGCAAUUGUGAAUGCAUUGCCGAUAGCGAUUUGGACAAGCACAAGCCUGUUGAUCGCUAUAAAGGGAAGAUUCCCCAAAGAGAGAGACUACUGUGAAUUACCAUUUACUCGUCCUUAAGAGCGACUUUCUGUAAAUACCACGGAUAGGUGUGCAAGAUGGAAAGAUCGAAAUCUCCCAAACUUUGUCACAUUAAAGCCCUUAUGAAACUAUUUUAGAAAAUACAAGAUUCAGUUUCUUGUGAUUGAUAUUUUCCAAAAUAAUAAGUUUCUUGAAAUUUCACCUCCGAGAGGCCCUCGAACCACCGAAAAAUGCGCUUCGCAUCCUCGCUUUGUGAAUUGAAACAGAAACAAAUACCACGACUAUUGCGAUAUAAGAUGAUCUUAUGACCCUUCCUUUGUAUGAAAACGUUGUUAUAAUUUCAAACGAUCUCAGUCUGAAUUUUUAAUUAUUUUUCAAAAUCACCCUCUUAAACAGUUUUAUCGCGACUAUCAAUUUUGCCAUUUUUCAACGGCAAAAAACCCUUCCUGGUAUAUGGCUUUCGUUCUGCAAAUGCUAUUCCAGAGAAAGAGCAAUCCUUCUUCUUUCAAUUUAUGAAAUAAAGUUUUGGGGCAAUUCAAACGGCAAGUUUUGAGAACUGAAAACAUUAACGGUACUUGCGUGAAAUUUACAACUUUUGAACUUGCGGUUGUAAUGACGAAUACAAGAGUAAAGUUGGACCGCAGUUGCAAUUUUACUAAUAAUGCGGCCUUUUUCCUUAGCUAUUAAAAGAAGACUGGUUACUUUUUAUUGUGUACUGUCUUUCCUUCAGUUUACGCCGAAAAGUUCCUUCCUUCUUUUUAGAAAUAUAUUCCAGACGCGUCGAUACAUUUUUGUUUACUUUCUCAUCGGGGAAUGUAAAUACCCGAUCUCUGUUCUAAUUCGUAUUCAAUCUACAAACUUAUAACCGCUUCAUAAUUAAUUAUAACACAAACUAAUACAGCCAAUAAAACCAAUAAGAAAGAUUUUCUUCGUGUUUGAAAGAUUUAUGUUUGACUGAAGUAGUAUUAAAAUUGCCAAUGUACCUUGGCACGUGCAUUACGUCAGGAAGCGAUGGCGAGCCAUCGUGGCUCAGUGUACGACAAUUUCAUUUUCCACCGCGAACGUGAGAACAUUAUACAAUGAAGUCUUAACGGAUCUUCGCUUGUAGUUUCGCUUGAUGUUUUAUAUUUCCAUUCGUGUAAGUGAAUAGUUAAAGUGAGUAGUUAAUGGCUACCUGUAGUUAUUCGAAACUCGUUGGAGGGGCGUGUGGUCCAAGUGUUUCCAAUCCUGCAAAUGUUGAGUGCGCUUUAAUUGGAGAAUGUGGUAAGGAUAUUCAAGGCCAUCUGAAGCUCACAAAUGUAAGGACUCUACCUUGGAUGAAGCAAGGUUACUCUUGGCCAGAGCAGGUCAGUGUUUUCUUCUGCUGUAAUUCUGUGUCAGAUUUGUGGCGCCAAAAUAUCGCGUAAAGUCGAAAACUGCUAGGGGGGGGGGGGGUACUCAUCAAAGUGUUGUACGAGGAGGCCCGACGUCUUGUCCUUACCUUUUGAUACGCCAAUUUUGAUAAAAAUGUACCUCUGCGCUGCACCUCUCAAGGAAAUAUUAAAUAAAACUAAAUUAAACUUAAUGACAGAUUUCCUUAGCCGUUCACUACUUUCAUCUUGAACUUGUGAGACCCCUAAUCCCUAAAGCGUUUGAAAAGGCUACCCCUUUCGGGUGGAGCCUCCCCGCAUAGAAAGCACCAUAGAAUACUGGGUGCUUUCAAACAAUUGUUCAUCGCAACAAUUCCCUGUAACUAGAGAUGACGUGAUGAGCGUAAAGUCCUUUACGUAUAAGUACUGGCACACUCUUUCCCGACGAAAAGAACCGAAAGCAUCUCACUUUUACACCGGCGUUAUACAAUAACGUUUUGAUCAUACAAAAAACUGCAAAACUAGUUUAGAAGUCAACCUAACAGCCCUGGGGACGAGGUUGGUUGAGAUGUCGCUUACGAAGGGCCUAGGUGGGACAAAUUUCCUGCCUCCCCUAGAGUCUCCCAGGGGUUUGGACCGGUGGCGGACAACCGAACAUGGUGUCAUAGGCUCCUGACAUGACCAAGGGGACCAAUUUGCACUGGGGAGCAAAAUAAUAAUGUGCGCGCGUAUGAUGUCAGAAACACACGCCGAAGCAUCCAACAAUACAAUUUUACUCCGCAUCAUUGCCCGCUAUGCUGUUGCGACAAAUCCUAGGGAUCUAGGACUAACUCUAUGCCUAACCAAACUUUACCCUGGCCCUAGCCAAGCGGUUAAGUAAACAUUAAAAUAUCUUUUGCAAGGUUGCUUUGAAAUGGAUGAGGUGCAUUUGAACACAACGAUAUGUCCUCGUCACCGGGACCUUUGGGAAAUAAGAUGGCGUAACUGAACAAGAAGAACUAUUCUUGUCCAGACAAGUGGAAACAGCAUGAAAAGAACCAGAAAGGAGAUCGAGGGAUAAACAUGGCUCAGUCGAGAAACCUGUAUAUCCAGACUCAAAUUAUAUUGCCCGUGGGUUCUCGUAAGUACUACUGCUAUGAUCCACGCGACGUUUAGGCUGUAAUAACCUGUCCAACAAUUUUAAAGAAGAAUCACUUUUUCAUCGUGUUCUAAUAAAUGUUUUAAGACUGCUGAUGCAUGCCGUUAGUGCAAUUGAAUGAUUUCUUUUAUUUCUUUUCUCACAAAAUUCUUUCUUGUUUUUUUUUUUAAAUUAAUUGUCGAGGAGAAAUUUGGAGUAGGCAAUUCUAGACUAUUAUCUAUACUGGUUAAGGCUAAAUAAUGACAGACAGUUAAUCUGUUUAUUCCAAUGUUAACUAUAUGCAAACAAUGUCGAACAAGACUAAGCAUUCAAAGGGAAGACGAUGAGGUAACAUUAACAGCGCCUAAAUCCCAAGAUGAAACACGUGGAGACAAGGAUUGCGAAGAGCCAGAAUCCACUUCCUCAAGUCCAGGAGAGCCGCGACUUGACGUUGUAAGUUAAAUUAUACCAGGGUCAAGUUGUGCGGUUAAAAGAACGAUAUAUCUAGGCUAACUUAACAGUCGGUAUAUUAUAGUUGCUUUUCAAAUCUCGGGUGUGGAACUGAAGGGACCGGGAAGCUCAGAAAAAAAGCAAAAACAAAACAAAGCAAGAAAAAAGCAAAAAAACAUUUGUAGCCUCAAACUAGCGGCACGAAAAAACAACUUUUAAAUUUAACAAUUUUUUUUAUCAAAGUGCGGACUUCUCUCCAGAAGAACGUGUUAGAGGACUCACUAGAAAGCUGAGUCAAGUCAAUGCCCGGUAACAACUAAGGUUCUUCCACAAGGGUGGGCUUUAAGAUCCGCUAGAAAGGCAACACGGUUUAGUGAUUCCCAGUGACAGUACUUAGACGGGAAAUUUAACGUCGGGCAAGCAACAGGAGUGAAACUUGAUCCUGUGGAUGUUGCACGUGACAUGCGUUACGCGCGAAACCAGGAAGGGGAAAAGCUGUUCACUGUAAGUGAAUUUUUGACCGAACAGCAAAUUCAGUCAUACUUUUCAAGACGAGCCUCUAAACUCCGGCAUUCUCAUUCAGAAGAUCCAGAAUCUGAUCAAGACGAGGAUAUUAUGGCCGCUGAAGAGGAUAUCGCGCACGAAAAUGUUCGCGCAGUUGUGUUAGAGGAGGUGGGAAUAAGGCACCCAAUUGUUUUCGACACUUUCAACCUAUGUGACAUGCACAAGGCAGGUAAACUGCGACACCUAAGUGUUUCCAUGCUGCGUUCCAUUUGCGAACAUUUUGACAUCGAAGUGAUGAACAUCAAAGGACGACGCAAAGCUCCUUACUUGUCUCUACUUGGGGAACUUCGCGUGGCAUGCAGUUGUCAUAACAGUUAGGGUCUGUACCGACUAAUCAAAUUAACAUUCCAGCCUCAACAUUCUUUGAUUUUACUUUCCAAAGAAAAAAACUGAUAAGUGGCGGGAAAUCAGGCCUACGACUUUUAUCAACUUUGUAUAUUUCUACUGCAGUAUCGAACAUUAUUCCUGAUGCCCCAGUUAUGGUAUGAUGCUCAAAAUUGUGCCUGCCAGGAUCCCUUCCCGGAAAAUUCCUUCAGAUCCUUAUUCCAUCACUUAUUUCUUCCCAGGCGUUCAUUCAUUUGUACAGGGUUAACCUCGAUCAAAGGUAAAUAUAUAUAUUCACAAAUUCCAGUCAGAAGAAGACUUGUAUACAACUGUUUCUAUUGUUUUAUACUGAAAUUCCGGCACCUUCUAGCUGGUAUUUGUGAAUAUUUUACUUUAGGCCGACGCUAACCCUGUAUAAAUGAGUCUUCAGUGCUUCUAUUCAGCGGCCGCGAUUAAUUCGAAACUGCACUAUUUUGUGCCAGGCAAUAAGUAACUACUGGGAGGGGGAGGGGUUGGGAUUUGGGGAUUUUUUUAAAUUCCCAACAAGAGAUCGGCUCCUGCUCUCAAGUUUAUUAUUAUUAUUUUUAUUGGAAAGCCUACACAGCUUUUUCUUAGCGAUUAUGGCUCAGAAUGCAUUGUCAAUCAGAAGUACUGGGGAACGUUUUGUCUGCCUUGGACCCAACCCCAACCCCAACCCCCACCCCUUCUUACUUGUUCUAGUCAAAGAGAAUGUCACGCAAUCUAAUUUAGCUGCGGGGCUUUGGUCUUUUUUCAAAAAUAUAUAUAUUCGAGGUGAGUAAAUGUUUGUCUUAUUCUUCCGUCUUUGCUUUUACGAUUUCUUUCAGACGAAAUGCGAACAUUUUGAUGCAUACUUUUUAUUUAUAGAAUAUUACGAUAAUGACUGGCACAAGUCGUCAGGCUUCAAAGUAAACAAAUACGCACGUACGGGAAGUGUUGUCAAGAUGUUUACAGCUCAAUUUCGCACAAUAAAAAUGCUGUUCCUUUCGGAUAAUUGCCACUAUGAAGUCAAUAAUCGUUUGUUUAGUUUUUGAACUGGUGGAAAAGGAUCAAAUUCGCGAAGAAUUUAAACUGCUGUCCAACUUUACUCUUGUAUUCGUCAUUACAACCGCAAGUUCAAAAGUUGUAAAUUUCACGCAAGUACCGUUAAUGUUUUCAGUUCUCAAAACUUGCCGUUUGAAUUGCCCCAAAAUUUUAUUUCAUAAAUUGAAAGAAGAAGGAUUGCUCUUUCUCUGGAAUAGCAUUUGCAGAACGAAAGCCGUGUACCAGGAAGGGUUUUUUGCCGUUGAAAAAUGGCAAAAUUGAUAGUCGCGAUAAAACUGUUUAAGAGGGUGAUUUUGAAAAAUAAUUAAAAAUUCAGACUGGAAUCUUUUGAAAUUAUAGCAACGUUUUCAUACAAAGGAAGGGUCAUAAAAUCAUCUUAUAUCGCAAUAGUCAUGGUAUUUGUUUCCGUUUCUAUUCAUCAUGCGAGGAUGCGAAGCGCAUUUUUCGGUGGUUUGAGGGCCUCUCGGAGGUGAAAAUUCAAAAAAAUUAUUAUUUUGAAAAAUAUCAAUCACAAGAAACUGAAUCUUGUAUUUUCUAAAAUAGUUUCAUAAGGGCUUUAAUGUGACAAAGUUUGGGAGAUUUCGAUUUUUCCAUCUUGCACACCUAUCCGUGGUAUUUACAGAAAGUCGCUCUUAAUUUAACGGGCAUUUUGUAAUUUCCUAAUUUGGCUGAAUUUUGUGACACAGCUCCUUUAAUGGAGGAUAAGCCUGUAAAAGUGCGUCUUCACUUCUUUAAUUCAACGGUCACAGCGAACUCGAAACUGGACUAUUAUAUUUGGGAACUCAAAGCUUAUCCUAAUGUCUUAGUUCAGGACUCUGAAAACGAAAUACAGUGUCAUUAAGUCUGUAACGUUUUUAAUAUUUACCUCAGUUUAUCACUAGAAAGUGAAAUUAUAAUCUUUUAACAAGGUUUAGUUUGUUCCGAAAUUAGUAGUGCAAGAAUAAUUAUCCGUCCUAUCAUUCCUGAUCCAUUCUAUGCAGAGUGAUGUUUGAACUGUAUGCUCCCAUACACAUUAUUUAUUUAUACUCGAAACGAGCUUGCUAAGCAUUUAGCUUAAGUAGCUAAUGCGUCUGUUUUAAAAGAGAAAUACAAUUAAAUUAGUUAAAACAAAAUAAUCAAGACUAUAUCAACUAUUUACAUGGCUAAAAACUAUAGGAUAAUUGUAAAAACUGUUAUUAGUUACGUGAUAAAAGAACUGAGAAUAGGGGAAAUGGAAAAAUCAAAAAAACAUUGUCCAAAACUGGUUGGUGCUACAUAGGUAACAGUAACAUAUAUGCGUCAAAGUAUGUAACUGUAUGAAUAAAUAUUGUCUUAAAGUGUCUUAAUAUUAAAGCAUUGAAGCUUUCCACUGUUUCUCCUAAUGUCUAGAAAUAAAGAAAUUGUUGCCAUACACAGUCAAAAGUUCCAAAGCUUUAAUAAUAAGCAGAGAUCUUUAUAGAAGAGUUAUUCUUACAAGGUCAAGAAUGCGUUAGCAUUCACAGUCCGGUCAAAUAUCCUUCGAUCGUUUAAGUUAGUGACUUCCGUAUUAUCCUUUUUCUGUCUUAGGCACAUUCUUGUGAUACGAUGCAACACCAUUAUUUCUAUAAAAUCCCGUUUUUAUACCUUGUCAAAUAUGUUAACAGAAAUAAUUCGUUUCUUGUCAUAAUAAGGCUCCCUUCUAGCUACUUCUGUAUUCUUCUUAUUCUUUUCGACAAUAUCGUUAGAUGUGAUAUUACUGAAUAUGACAUUGGAAAAAUUUUUUUUGAUUUUGAUUUGUGUCAUUAGUAGCCCUUCAUUAUUGUAUUUGGUGCAGAAUACCGGAUGAAAAUAACAUCGUUUCUGUUGUGAACUGCAUUCGCAGUAAGACAUUUACCUCUAGUUCAGAAAAAUUGAUAAAUACUCUUAUUAACAAGCAUGCAGUACCGUUUUAUGUGAAUGGUAGAUGAUUGAAGCUGAAACGGUAACAUGCCUAAAUUUUUUUGCCUAUUUUUUUGAAGUUACUAUUAAGAACGAAUGACACUUAAAAGAAGAAUAAAUGACACAUUUUCUCACCAAAUGCUCUCAGAUAAUUAGCAAACGAUCACCUUGCACAUCACUAGCUCUUCUUAAGACUUACGAGUUGUCAGAAGUUUUUGACAUUUCAUUUCGGUUUUGCCGGCUUUGCAAUAACUAUACAAACACACCAGUAUGUGACCCUCGUCCACUAGGAAGUUCCGUGACCGACUUCAAUGUACAAUCUAGUAUUUAAAACUUAAGAAAAGCGACUUUUGUCUCAAAAGACAGCAACUACUUCGUUCAUUGUUGGAAACCUUUUUUGCAUCGUGAUUGCAUCAUAAACAUCCUUUACAACUGCUUGAAACCUUAAGUGAAACCGCCUCAACUGCUGAAACUACGGUAUACGAUUAAUUAGACGUGAUUCAAUCGUAAACUCUAACCAGCCUUGAUAUUUUGAUCUGACCGGCAUCAAAAAUGGUUGGAAGUGCUCUCGUGGAAGUAUGUGGAAGUAUAAUUUUUGGAUUGACACGCAGUGUAGCUGAACAUUACGACCCAAACUGCGUCGAGUUUGAUCCAGAAACUUUCGGUUUUCAUCCUAUGGAAAACACGGGCUUAGAAUGGAACAGUCAUCCCGUUGACGAAUUUAUUUUCCAAGAGUACGGUGACAGAGAAGUCCGCAGAAGUGCUGUUCAACGCAUUACAGACGCCUGCUCAACAGAAGACAAUGAUGACUUACAGGAUGAACAAGAAAAAAGCGCAAUGGAAUGGAAGAAAUUCAGACCUUCGAAAAUACGUACACUUUGGCAUUCAAUGCACUUUGGUUUCCUUAUUUCCAUAUUGGCUGCGACCCUGAUUGGAACGUCCUCUAUUUUUGUGUAUUAUGUUGCCUAUCAAGUCAUAUUGGUUUGCCUGGCUCGACCGAAGGACUCCGUACCAGCAAACAUCCAGUGGUCGAAAACCAUUUCUGUGUGCAUAGCAAUCAUUUUUGAUCAUCUUUGGUUUUUUGCUAAUACUUUAUUUUUCUUUAGAUCCUAUCAAAUCAUAGGACUGAAAAGGAAACUUUUCCUGGUAUCGGUCUUUUUUUGCGUUUUAGAUGCUGCUUAUCGCAUUGCUCUUCAGGCCCUCGGUAUUUCUUCAUCACAGUUAACGCGUGUGCAAAGAAUCCCUGGAAAUGUUUUAUUUUCGUUUAGUAUCGGCGUGCAAUCCUGGGUUCUUGCUAGGCAUUUUUUUCGAGCUGUCGUCGGACCAAGAAAACUAACGUUUCUGUGGAUGAUAGGAUCUUGCGCUUUGACUUUUACUGUAGCUAUACUGGUUUCUUACUUCAUUUAUCCAGCGUAUAACAAGCAAGACAAAACAGGUAAAAUCUAUAUUGCUGUGUUCACCCCUCUGAUAACGGUUGUUUUGAAAGGUUCAUCACGCCUUUGUGUGCAGCGUUUAUGGAGAAUAAGUCAUCCAGGAACGUCAUUUCUGUUGCUUGCCGGUGCCGCUCUAUUAUGGGUCGGCUGUCAUGUUAAGAGUUUUGCAAGUGGAUCUGAAUACUUUAAAAUCCGUGGCUUUGAUCGGAAUAAUCCAUGGUAUUGCAGAGGUUAUAGAGAGAAGCAUCGUUGUAUUGAUUGA
Porites lobata is the source of this 9216-nucleotide messenger RNA. Lineage: Eukaryota; Metazoa; Cnidaria; Anthozoa; Scleractinia; Poritidae. The record is from the annotation of a GenBank genome assembly.